This is a messenger RNA of Saccostrea echinata, 992 nucleotides long. RefSeq lists its product as uncharacterized. The transcript has 3 exons. The record is from RefSeq and is a predicted model, not a curated record. Bases 18 to 728 code for a protein of 236 amino acids. NCBI's taxonomy places the organism in Eukaryota, Metazoa, Mollusca, Bivalvia, Ostreida, Ostreidae.
AAGGAGAUAACGAUAAAAUGGGUCGAAAAACAACUUUAAAGGAACUGAAAGAAGAACUUGCACUUGAAAGAGAAUGGAUGAACCUACAUAAAAAAUCCUCAGAGGGCUGGAUGGGCAUCAUCAAAGAAAUGGAAGAAAAGAAAGAGAAAGAAGUGAAUGAAGAUAACGAAUGGAAGACCAGAUAUAACUACCAGUGCAUGUACAACUCCUCUCUGCGGAGACAGAUAAAGAAGAUGAGAUCGGAGGCCCGUCAGCUACGGACCGGAGUAUCACUGGCACAGGUCAGCGCUAAAAUGGACCGCAUGUCCACAGCCAAAUGUAGACAGCACAUCAAACAUCUAAAAACCGAACUCAUAUCUCUCAGAGGACUGUGUAUGUCAAAUAACCAUCAACUGGACGAGGAGUCGGCGGCCUAUAUCAGAGCUCAUGAGGAAAUCCAGUCGAUUGUGAAUGAUGUCUGGUUUAAACAGGCGACCAAGAUAGAAGAACAAGAGAGAAUGGACAGGGCAUUGCCAACCAUAAAUGUCCAACCACGACUGGAUAGUAGCUCCAGUGUUCAAAUCAAAAAGCCGGACAAACUGCCACCAAUAACAAAAAAUCCUCUCCAGAAAAAGUCCUCUUACUUACAGAUGUAUGAAAAGUCUAAAGCCAAAAGGCACAACAACAAAGCACAACACAAAUCUGCAAAAAAGAAGGUUCAUUUCUCAGUCGAAUCGGAUCUCGUUUGAUUCCUGGACGAGGUCCCAUGUUGUAUUGGAGUUGGAGUGUUGAUGGUGUAUUACAGCCACCAAUCUUCUCAGUGGUACUCCAGGCUCAGAAAACAAGUCACUCCCCGUAUCCCACUCACGAGAAUCACGGGAGCAGUGACAAGCAUUUUUAAUGAUGAACUCCCGAUCAUUAUACACUUUUCCCCUAAAUUAUUUCCAUCUCAUAUUCUAUGGUUCAUGUUUUUUUGUCUAUGAAAUAAUGAAUCAAAAAAUUAUAUAAUAAAU